Molecule: messenger RNA, 985 nt
Organism: Pseudogymnoascus verrucosus
Lineage: Eukaryota; Fungi; Ascomycota; Leotiomycetes; Thelebolales; Thelebolaceae
Exons: 2
Coding region: 133-927 (264 amino acids)
Cellular component (GO): cytoplasm
Molecular function (GO): oxidoreductase activity, acting on the CH-OH group of donors, NAD or NADP as acceptor
Source: RefSeq, a predicted model, not a curated record
UUUAUAUAAAUCACAUAUAUGUUUGAAAUAUGUCAAAAUUAGAUACAAAUUAGUUGCUCGAAGUUCUAAAUAUUCUAUAGAAUACAUCCGUUUUUGCUCAUUCAUUUCCGCCUCGUACCACAAUACCCUAACAUGGCUGGCGUCGCACUGAUUACUGGGGGAGCAUCUGGAAUGGGACUUGCAGUUGCAACGUCUCUUUCAAAGAAAGGCUGGACGGUCAACAUCGCCGAUCUGAACGUGCAAAGGGGCGAGGAGGUAGCAGCAGAACUGUCGGGCUCCUUCUUCAAAACGGAUGUCAACAACUACGCAUCCCUGUCAAACACGUUUGAUCAGGUGUUCAGGAAAUAUAAUAGUCUGAACUUCGUCUUUGCAAAUGCAGGCGUCGGAGAGCGAAAGAACUUCUAUGCAAAAACGGAUGCGAUCUCAGGUCCACCAACCGAGCUGGAUUUCAUCAUCGAUAUAGAUCUUAAAUCCGUCAUCAAUUCCGCCUACCUUGCACAGCAUUACUUUCGUAAGAACCCUAAGGGAGAACAAGCCUGUCUCAUUUUGAACUCUAGCAUCGCGGGCAUAUACCCUGUUCGGUUCUGCCCUAUAUAUACUGCUGCAAAACACGGGGUCGUCGGAUUUGCUAGGGCUAUCUCUCGCCACUUCUAUGAUAAUGAUGGCAUUAGGGUUAACACUCUGUGUCCUGGAAACGUCAGGACCAACCUGUUCGAGAAGAAUGAAUGGGAUGCUUUUGACAAUGAAUGGAUUGAGUUGUCACAGAUUGUAAAGGUCGUGGAAUUGAUGCUCUUUGAUGAGAAGAUGCAAGGACAAGUUAUAGAAGCUGCGCCCGAAAAUUACUAUGUCAUUGAGCCACUGACGUACAAUGAUCCUAAUGUCAAACGUACGCUUGAUGGAACCGUUGUGGAUUCUAUUGGGAAAUAAGUUGUGGGAGACAUAUCAGAAUAGUGCUAUAAAUUAAGUCAGUAGACGCAAAUCUGUA